Anguilla anguilla (European eel) is the source of this 2521-nucleotide messenger RNA. It is a transcript of the gene trhr2, whose product is annotated as thyrotropin releasing hormone receptor 2. NCBI's taxonomy places the organism in Eukaryota, Metazoa, Chordata, Actinopteri, Anguilliformes, Anguillidae. The transcript is spliced from 4 exons. Gene Ontology annotation, cellular component: membrane. Gene Ontology annotation, molecular function: thyrotropin-releasing hormone receptor activity. The record is from RefSeq and is a predicted model, not a curated record. The coding region runs from base 515 to 1804 and encodes 429 amino acids. Gene Ontology annotation, biological process: phospholipase C-activating G protein-coupled receptor signaling pathway.
GAUAACACGAGACAGACGCACUGAGCGGGCAACGGCUACCAAGUUCGGGACACUGUGCUCGAGCUGCAGGUGUCAGACGCGCGCAUUUAAGUGCUUUCCUUGUGAGCCAGAACUUGGUAAUGCGAUAAAUAAGCUAUACAAAUUAUUCUGCGGAGAGGAGCGGCGAAUUCCUUGAGGCAAUCUACGUCGCGGUCCUUUCAUUCGGAGUUAUCCGCUUACGAUCCAACAGGGAUAUAUUUUAGGCGAUUAUCAGAAAGAUGCCUCUGAUUGUGUUCAGGAGGAUAGGCAAGCUCUGAAGGCGUACCGCUUGCCAAGAUUUACACCAGCAAACAAAAAAGGGUGUUCUUUUCCCGUAAACCUCAAGGCACCAGGACAGCCGAGGCUGACUGACUCAAAGAAAGACCAAGCCACCUGACGAAAACACGCUCACACUUGCCUACAAUCGCUUAAAUUCAAUUCAGGGCAAUACAAACCCAGCACACACACACACACACACACACACACACACAAAACAAUGAUGACAGAAAACUCAAGUUCCAGGAUGGACACCCCGACAAACAUCUCGCUGAGUGCCGUGGACACUGUCUCUGAGUCGCUGCAGUAUAAGACGGUGUCCGUGUUCCUGGUGCUGCUGGUGUGCAGCCUGGGCAUCGUGGGAAACGUAAUGGUGGUCCUGGUGGUCCUCACCACUCGUCACAUGCGCACGCCCACCAACUGCUACCUGGUCAGCCUGGCAGUGGCCGACCUCAUCGUGCUGGUAGCCGCCGGCUUGCCCAACGUUUCUGACAGCUUGACGGGCACCUGGGUGUACGGGCACGCUGGCUGCCUGGGCAUCACCUACUUCCAGUACCUGGGCAUCAACGUGUCUUCCUGUUCCAUUACCGCCUUCACUAUUGAGAGGUACAUCGCAAUCUGUCACCCGAUGAGGGCUCAGACCGUUUGCACGGUUUCCCGGGCCAAGCGCAUCAUCGCAGGUGUGUGGGCGCUCACCUGCGUCUACUGCCUGCUCUGGUUCUUCCUGGUGGACAUCCAGGUGAACGCAGACCAGCGGGUGCAGUGCGGGUACAGGGUGUCCCGUGACCUCUACCUGCCCAUCUACCUCACCGACUUCGCCAUCUUCUACGUCCUGCCGCUACUGCUGGCCAUCGUGCUGUAUGCCCUCAUCGCCCGGAUCCUCUACCUGGGGCCCCUGCCUCAGCCCACCAAGAGCGAGGCUCACGCUGCCACCACGCUGCGUCGGAGCUGCAAGGAGCCGCCUGAGGGCGGAGCCAAAGGCCGCCACAGGAGCGCACUCUCCUCCAGGAAACAGGUAACAAAGAUGCUGGCAGUGGUGGUGGUCCUGUUUGCCCUGCUGUGGAUGCCUUACCGAACGCUGGUGUUGGUCAACUCCUUUGUUACCACGCCCUACUUGGACGCCUGGUUCUUGCUCUUCUGCAGGACCUGCAUCUACGCCAACAGUGCCAUCAACCCCGUGGUCUACAACCUGAUGUCCCAGCGUUUCCGCUCUGCUUUCCGUGACCUCUACCGCUGCCAGGGGGAGGCGGCUCGGCGACGGACCCUCUCCAUGGUAACCGCCGGCUACAGCACGGCCAGAGACCCCUCGACCGCUGGCAACGGGACCAAGACAAAGGUUGCCGCAGAGACCGAAAAGAAGGGCAAAGCAGUUUCCUUCGGAAAGGACAGAGUAGACGCGGAUACCUCCGAGAGAUGGAGGGAGAAGAGGGACACGGUCAGUGAUGCCCUGGAAGCAACACCCUGUUCCACAGAGACGAAGAACAACAAAAUGCAGCACAGCAUAGUGUAGAGGGUCACGCGAAGGAGCCCUUCCCUGUGUUUUUGACACAUCAAGGGAUGUGUUCCAAGGUGUUUUAACGACUGGUUUCAAUGAGACAACAAUAUUACAUUUGUAAUCGACACUGGAGGAACGCUGCUGGCAUUGAUAACCCAAUGAACUUGCUUUCAAAAUAGAAAAUGUUUUUACUUUUACCAUCGACCACCAUCAAAUGUCACAAGAAAACAAAUUAGUAAAUUCAACAAUGGAAGAUGACAAGUUAAUCUUUAAAACAAUCUUUAGGCCAGUUUUUAUUAUGCCAAAUGUACUUUAUAGCCUCUUAAUUCAUUGCCAUUCAAUGAUAAUUGCAAAAUAUCCAAAUCUAUCCAAGCUUGAUACUCGGGAGCUAGCUAGCUAGGGGCUAGAAGCAGCUAGUUCCUUACCUAGUCAACUAGCUACUGAAAAACACUUUUUUUCAUGGCAAAAGUUUAAAAUAACUUUUAAGAUUUUAAUGUUCGUGCAAUGAAAAAUGAUACACUAUUGCAUAAAAAAGCACUGUUGUACUGUUUAGUUGAAAAUAAUUCAAGACUAUAGUAUGAAUACUGCAGUAGACAUGAGCUUGAUUAACCAGUGUUUUUAUUUUUUUAUUUCAUUUUAUUUUUUUACAAAUUGAAAUGGGAUGCUUUAAAAAACAUCGGCAAAUAGACUGGUCAUCUGCAUAUAUACCAACCUGGAGUCUGAUUGGUUGGU